Chlorella variabilis is the source of this 1275-nucleotide messenger RNA. RefSeq lists its product as hypothetical. The record is from RefSeq and is a predicted model, not a curated record. Lineage: Eukaryota; Viridiplantae; Chlorophyta; Trebouxiophyceae; Chlorellales; Chlorellaceae. The transcript is spliced from 6 exons. The annotation marks the transcript as partial. Gene Ontology annotation, molecular function: RNA binding; methyltransferase activity.
CGCGUGGUGCUCAAGGGCGGCAAGUCCAAGCUGUUUGCGGAGCAGCAGCAGCCCAUGGUGUACUCGGGCGCUGUGGACCGGGUGCUGGGGCGCCCCGCCCCCAAGGCCGGCGAUGCUGUGCUGGUGUGCGACGGCAGCGAGAAGACGAUCGGAUGGGGCGUGUUCAACCCCAGCAGCAUGUUCCGCGUCAGGAUGAUGCAGACAGCGGACGAGGUGUUUGGCGGCGGCGCCCUGCAGCAGCGCCCCGACCUCCACGCCCUGGUCGGCGCCCGCAUCCAGCAGGCGGUGCGCCUGCGUGCCGCGCUGGGCCUCCGCUGCGGCCCUGCCCCAGCAGCAGCGGCAGCCGGGGCGCGGCAGGGCGGCGGCGCCACUACCGUGUUCCGCCUGGUCAACAGCGAGGGCGACCGCCUUUCGGGGCUGAUUGUAGAUGUGCUGGGGGAGCACCUGGUGGUGGCGUCCUCGGCUGCCUGGGUGGAGAAGCACCGUGAGAGCAUCUGCACCAGCCUGCGGCAGCACACGGGCCUCUCCAGCAUCAUCUGGCGCCCCGCGCUCGACAUGCUGCGGGAGGAGGGGCUGGAGCUGGGGUCUGCGGGCGAUGGUGCGGAUGGCAGCACAGCCGAAGCAGCAGCCCAGCUCACUGCUGUGGUGGUCGAGAACGGCAUCCAAUACCUGGCGGCACCCUACGGCCAGAAAACCGGGUUUUACGCGGACCAGCGGGACAACCGGGCGGCGGUGCGCCAGCUGGCCUCUGGCCUGCGCGUGCUGGACCUGUGCUGCUACGCGGGCGGCUUUGCGCUCAGCGCGGCGGCGGGCGGCGCGGGCGAGGUGCUGGGGGUGGACUCCUCGGCGCCCGCCGUGGAGCUGGCGGCGCGCAACGCGGCGCUCAACGGCUGGCAGGAUGUGUGCAGCUUUGUGCGGGGCGACGUGACGGAGUUCAUGAAGCAGGCGCGCGCGUGUCGGCGGCGGUGGGACCUGGUGGUGUUUGACCCGCCCAAGCUGGCUCCCAGCCGCAAGGCACUGGACAAGGCGACCCGCAAGUACCGCCGCCUGAAUGCGCUGGCCAUCCAGCUGGUGGAGCCGGGCGGCCUGCUCAUGACGUGCAGCUGCAGCGGCGCCAUGAGCCAGAGCGGCGGCUUCGUGCCCAUGCUGGCGGGGGCGGCCAGGGAUGCGGGGCGGCGCGUCACGGUGCUGCGGCUGGCGGGCGCGGCGCCCGACCACACGCUCGACCCGAACUACCCAGAGGGGCAGUACCUCACCAAUGCCCUGGUCAGGGUC